Molecule: messenger RNA, 948 nt
Organism: Rhizoctonia solani
Lineage: Eukaryota; Fungi; Basidiomycota; Agaricomycetes; Cantharellales; Ceratobasidiaceae
Exons: 9
Coding region: 1-948 (315 amino acids)
Source: RefSeq, a predicted model, not a curated record
AUGAUUCCCAUUACUCCUACAAACAUGGUUGGGCAAGAAGUCUGGGCACGAAUGCCAGGCCGUCCAGGCGAGCCCAUGGGAGUCGAAAGCAACGUAGAGUUGAUGGGAUUCGUACUAUCAGAACACUGGCUUUCGAAUCAAAAGGUCUGGAGAUGCAAAGCGUUUGAGUCCCACGGGGUAUGGACUUCUCAUCCAGAGGAAGAAGUGUUGAACAUCAAGUCGAUCCGCAUGCCCCUAUCCAAUGGCGCCCAAUUCAAGUAUCAGCAACAGGUCAGCAUUAGACCUGCCACCGAUCACUGGGUCGUCAAUGGGAAUAUUGUGCCGAAAACCGGCCGUAUCGAGGCUGGCUGGUGCGAGCGGUCUCCGUCUUCAAAUGGGUCGCGACUCAAGUAUUCAUACUGGGUUAGGUGCGAACUCCCAGGAAUGCCUGCAACUUCCAAAUGGUACCAACAAGAGGACCUUGAAUACAGCCUUCCAGUUGCACAAGGAGUUCCGCGAAGCUUCGCUGCCGGAGCCCCCGCCGCGUCUCCUCAGUUCAAGCACUUACUGACUGGAACUAUCAUCACUUCCCCAUCUGAAAGUUCGUCCUUUAUAGAGAGUCCGUAUGGACACCGCCUCACUGCAGCGGGUUAUUUGGGCGGUAACUGGACACUUGCUACCACAGGACAGAAGAUUGCCGACGUGUAUCCUAAUGUAGGCGGGGAUAGCGGUGUACAAGACAUUACAGGAGUUUUGCAUGUAGAUACCCGGAUGACUUGGAAGCUAGACGACGGGAGCUACGUGUGGAUGCAUGCACUCGGUCAAGGUGUAGCGUACGUCUCUGACGACCUGUACAUCGAGCUUGAAACUGAUUCGAAUAAAUACUCUUGGUUAAACAAUAAGUACUUCAUUGGAACCGGGACCUUCAACGGUGCUAUCUGGACUAUCAAAUUGUUUGGGAAAGCCUGA